UCAAAGACAUUUUAAACGAAAAACUGCAGUUUACUUCUCUUUCUACAUUCUUAGGAAGCAUAUUUGACUAUAUUAUAUUUGUAGCAGAGAAAGGUCCACUUUCAGCAAGAAAAUACAAACACAAUUAAUUAGGCACUAACACAUAUUUCUAGCAAUUAACUCUAUAUAAUGCAACCUGACAUAACAGACAUCAAAAUACAAAUUAAUUAUUUCAGCUUCAACACGGUAACAGUGUAAAUAAGCUAUCAUCAAUUUUCAAAAUUUUAGCUCUUUAGUGAAUCCAGUUUUGAUCAAAUGCUAUGAUGCAUCACACCUUAACAGUCCUGCUUACUUAUGUAGAUUAGUUCCUCUUCUUAAAUUGCCUUAACCAGAGGUAAGGUUUUAUAAACAACACAAAUGGACAUCACUUUCUGUGAACUUUGUUAUACUGAUUCACUAAAAAGAACUAAUCUGCUCUAAAAACAUACAAAGAAACAAAUUAGGCAUGACAAAGAAAUGUUUUAGUUCUAAACAGGUGGGAUUAGAAGGAUUAUAGAAAAGGUCACUCCUUAAUAUGAGUCAUUUUAAAAGAAUGACCUCAUCAGCCAUUGAAGUAGUCUCCAUUCAACCUGUAAAAUAUAUAAAGUGCACCAUUCUAGAAAUGGAAAACGUAAUUAUUUACCACUGGAAAAGCUUUCUCAGAAUUUGAGAAGUGCCGAACUUCUACGCAAGCAUUAAAUAACUAAAAAAUGUGCAUAUCAUCAUAUAUCCUAAUUCUCUCCCUUCUCCCUCUUUUUUCUCAAGGUUUUCUACUCUCAAAACCUCUGCAAGAGUUUGAAGAUGAAGAUAUGUUGCUAGCUACAUUAAAUCUGGGAAAAAAUCUACAAAAUGGAGAUAAAAUUAUGAACAGGGGAGCUAUACCUUUGCUGAAGCACUACAAGACUGAAGACAACAGUGUUUUCAAUGAUAAGAAUGCUGGAAACAUGAAGUUUUUGGACAGAGGUUCCAGACAUGAUUUCUUCAAUCACGUUAUGCCAAUCAACUUGGGUAGAAAGCAACUACCUUAUCCUGCACUGAUGGGUGCUGUGGGUUUUCCAGCUGACACUGAAAUACAAAAUACUGAGUCAAUACAGGAAAGAGAGACCACAGAUGAAGAAAAUUCAGCUAAAUUCCCUAUAGGAAGAAGGGAUUUUGACAGUAAAUAUUUUAUUUUUAUACAAAAAAAUAUUUCAUUCUGGUAA
Oenanthe melanoleuca is the source of this 1220-nucleotide messenger RNA. RefSeq names its product pro-melanin concentrating hormone (gene PMCH). NCBI's taxonomy places the organism in Eukaryota, Metazoa, Chordata, Aves, Passeriformes, Muscicapidae. The coding region runs from base 729 to 1220 and encodes 163 amino acids. The record is from RefSeq and is a predicted model, not a curated record. Gene Ontology annotation, molecular function: type 1 melanin-concentrating hormone receptor binding; melanin-concentrating hormone activity. The transcript is spliced from 2 exons. Gene Ontology annotation, biological process: chemical synaptic transmission; behavior.